AUGAUCUUUCAUUCACUCAUUCUUUAAUGGUCUAAAUUCUAAAAGCUUCGCUCAGUUUAGGUUUUUAUAAUUUCGAUUCCAAAAUUAAUAUCCAGCAAAGCAAAACCUGAAAAAAAAAGAAAAAGGCAUCACAAUGCCCAAUUAUAGAGUAGAAUUGAGCGACUACACUGCAGCCGGACGUAGAGAUAUUGUUAACUAUUCAAACCUUGGACACGCUGUUGCUAAUAUUCCAAUCACUAUUCCUUAUUCAACAAUGGUAGCUGUGGUUUCAUCGGCCCCGGAACCAGAUUUGAAGGAAAUGUGUUUCUACCAAAUUAAUUUGGAUGAAUCUAUACGUUUAGCUGGUGUUUCUUGUCGAGAUUUGGAUAUACGCAUUUUCUUGAGCGAUCGUCGUUUCCAAGACAUUCUCGUCUAUGAGACUGAAAAAUAUUUGAGCCCGGCGCAAAUUGCCAACAUUGUACCCACCCUUGCCACCACAGAAGAGAUGAAUGCGGCACUUAAUUGGAAGCAGACGGCUUAAAAGGACUUAUUUCAUAGAAUCCAGUUAGCUGGUGAACUUAGCAACUGUUGCUUUAUAAGCUAAUAGGGGACAUACGCAUGCUGUGUUUCUGUAAAAAGUGUUAACCGUAAGCCAAACUAAAAUUUUCGGGAGGAGAAGAUACACACAUGAAUAUUUUUUUCUAACUAGAAGCCAUUAUGACUCAAGCAAGUGAACCUGCUUUCAAAAUGUUCAGUAAUUUGACAAAUUUAAUUAAUGAUUUUAUUGUAUUCAGACCGAAACUCUGUGCGUUGCAACCAGUUCCACCAGGCCUUGGAUAUAUGUAUAAAAAACUCAAAUCUAUUUGUGAAAAAUAUUUAAUAAAACAGAACUGUCAUCACGACUUUUA
Teleopsis dalmanni is the source of this 887-nucleotide messenger RNA. RefSeq lists its product as uncharacterized. The record is from RefSeq and is a predicted model, not a curated record. The coding region runs from base 134 to 520 and encodes 128 amino acids. The transcript has 3 exons. NCBI's taxonomy places the organism in Eukaryota, Metazoa, Arthropoda, Insecta, Diptera, Diopsidae.